GAACCAGCCACACCAGACGUGAUAGCGCCGCGCACAUUUGUCAUCACAAGGACAUUAAAUAACCACACCUGGACAGGGCACAGAUUGUAGAUGCUGAAUCCCAGAGGAGUGAACCGAGAUGAUGCAGAGGAAGCUGGUGCUGCUGGUUGGCAUCACCAUGGUUACCCUCCUCAUGAUACUGAAGAGGGAGCACGUGAUACGCCUGGUGAACUUGAUGAGACCUUACUCCCCGUCUGUCCUGUUCGACUCAGAACUCACACUGCAACCAUGGCAGCGGGCACCCACGGACACCAUCACCCCCAUCCCAGGCUCCAAGCACCUCAUGGUGUCUGCGUUUAAGGACCACAGACAGGGUGGGGCUAUCCGGGUCAUCAGCAUCAUCUGCAGGCAGGAGCUGCAGCCGCUCUACUGCGUCCUGUGUGCCAACGAUGAUGCUAACGCUAACGUUGAUGGUAGUGCUAGCACUGGUGCUAAUGCUAGGCCAAAUGCUAAGGCUAAUGGGGCUCUGGGUCAGUGCACAACCUCACAGGCAGAAGUUGAUGUACACAGUGAUAACUUUGGCUUUCCUUUUCACACCUCAGAUGUGUUUUGUAUUACUACAACAUCACAGCAAGCUUCAUAUGUCAGUAUAACAACUGACCCAAACAAAAGUGGCAGUUUGACAUAUUUAUCAGUCCAAAACCAGAAGGUCAAAGAAUAUUUUAGGUACAAUUUUACUGUAUGCAUAUCCAAUCUUUUUGGGAAGUACAAUAACGCCCUCCAGUUUGCACAGACCAUGGAGGUGUACAAGCUGAUUGGGGUUCAGAGGGUUGUCAUCUACAACACCAGCUGUGGCCCAGAUGUUGAUAAAGUCCUCUCGUAUUACAGGAGAGAGGGUAUGCUGGAAGUUGUGCCUUGGCCAAUAGACAAGUUCCUAACGCCCUCUACUGGGUGGAGUUAUGACUUGCACCACGGUGACAUUCAUUAUUACGGUCAGCUGGCCACUCUGAAUGAAUGUAUAUACAGAUAUAUGUACCAGUCAAAGUACCUCCUGCUGAAUGACAUUGAUGAGAUCAUUAUGCCUUACAAACAUGGUAAACUGGACAAGCUAAUGGAUACAUUGCAGCAGCAACAUCGCGAUGCAGGGGUCUUCAGGAUCGAGAACCAUGUUUUCCCCAAAACGCAGUUGGAUGACAGUGGGCGAUUUCGUCUGCCUCAGUGGAGGGACGUGCCUGGUGUGAACAUCCUGGAGCACAUCUACCGAGAGCCAGACAGGAAGGACGUGUUCAACCCCACCAAGCUGCUGAUUGAUCCCCGGAGAGUGGAGCAGACCUCGGUCCACACCACACUGAAACAGUUUGGACCUGUUGUCGCUGUCCCGUUCGAUGUCUGUCGCAUGAUCCACGUCACUGUCCCCCUGCAAGGACACCUCUCCAAAGACCAGCUGCUCGUGGACAAAAAACUCUGGGAGUUUGAGAAGCGCUUGAUUCCCAGCAUUGAUCAUGCACUGAAUCAAUCAGGUUUGCUGUGAAUCACUGAUGUCCCCAGCUGUGAUACUGUUUCAAAAAUAGAAUCACCUUUGUGUCAUUUGUAUGUUCAUUGUAAUAAAAAAACAAUCAAGCACACAUUUCUCAGCCAAAGACAAACAUACAUAACUCAAAAUCAAGGUCCUGUAAGACUUAGACUGAUUUCCCCUACAGAGGACAAAAAUGAAUUGCCGGGUCUCAGGAGGAUACAGUGACGCAGAAAUUGACCAUAAAUUACCCUGUAGUGAGAUAUUCUUACAUGGUUUAUUAUAGUCCAAAACCCGGAAAAGCCCCCUAAAGACCCUCCUUGCACAGCGCACAUUAUGUGUGGCCCAAUUAGACGACAAUUGUUUUUGUAUCAGUAGAUGUUCCUCUCUCCAGCAACACAUCCACCAAAGCCACUGCGAAUACGAGAUAAUGGCUCUUUAAAAUGACCAAAAUUUAGAGGGAAAAUUCUGCUUUCAGUGGUUCAGAUAACCUCCUAGUGCACUUUUUGGUCUGUAAAACUAGGGAACCUAGGCUCUAUGGAAAUAUAAAGCUUAUGUUCAUAUCUUGGAUAAUCAGGGUAGCCAUUGCAAUUUCAGUAAUUUUCAGUCAAAUUGUUGGAUUUUUGAGGGUCUCUGAGGGGGUCCCAGAACUCCAUAACAAAAAAAGCUUAAAGGUUUUAAUUAUAUGGCUGUUCAUAAUUCCACAUACUUAUCACACAUGCAAAGUAUGAGCCAAUUUGUCCGACCCCCCUCUUCCGACCUCUGCCCGGUUUUCUCAUGCAACAAUUCUCAUGUGUAAACCUCUGUGACUGUCUGUGUGCUCUCCAAAGUCAGUAAAGAUACUAGCCUGGCACGCCCUCCCAGUAACAUAGCCUAACACCUUCGGCGUUGCUGUCGCUGGUCUGGCCAACUGCUCAUCGGGCAGGAUUUCUGAAUUCCCCAAAACUGCGGAACUGCGAAACUGUGGUCGAGAACCAAUCAACUUUGAGCAGCUCCAACGGCUCUGGGUAGAGGCGUGUUCAAGGCAGAGGAAAGAGUGUUGUUAUUGGUUUAAACUCGGCAAACCCCUUUCUGACAUCGACCAGUAACAAAUCGAUGCACUUAAAGGAGGCGGGUCAACCAAGCGCUUGGAGAAACCGUUUAGCACAGGCUCUUGGUCAGACUAAAGUCUCGCAGAGCCUUUCAAGUUGAUGGCAAUCAAGCUAUAAAAAUACUACCUGUCGGCCUAAGCAAACCACAGACCAAUGGUCUGGACUCAUGUGCAGGAGGGUCAUUGUGUCAGAGAUGCUGUAGAA
This is a messenger RNA of Sardina pilchardus (European sardine), 2787 nucleotides long. RefSeq lists its product as uncharacterized. The record is from RefSeq and is a predicted model, not a curated record. The transcript is spliced from 2 exons. Gene Ontology annotation, molecular function: glycosyltransferase activity. Bases 119 to 1510 code for a protein of 463 amino acids. Lineage: Eukaryota; Metazoa; Chordata; Actinopteri; Clupeiformes; Clupeidae. Gene Ontology annotation, cellular component: cytoplasm.